AUGGUGGUAAAGGAUAACAUCAAAGAUUGGCAGAUUGAAUUGAAUGGCUUAGAACAGACUGAAUUGUUCUCAUUGAUUAAGCUACACGAUAAUGUUCAAGAGAGCCUUUCUAUGAAUACUGGUCCAAUCACUGAGAAAGAGUCAGCUGUUCUUGAGAAUUUAUUAAGAAAUGUUGCGAAUAAAAUUAGUGAUCUAAAGAAACAGAUGAACAAAAAGAUUGAUGAAGUUGAAUCACGCAAUUCAGCACAAAUCACUGCAUAUUUGACUAAGGUUAAUGACUUGCAAAGCUGGAUUGAACAACAAUUUGAAAUUUUUGUCAAUGGUAAAUCACAACAUGGUGUAAUGGUAGAAACAUCAGAGCAAACAAAUAAAGAAAAUCUUGAAAAUUUGUCUAUAAUAUUUAGUAAUUUCCAAAAGCAAUUGUCUGAGAAAUUUGAACAAUUUAAUAGUAUAAUAGAGGAAUUUAAUAAUAUAACAUCACAAGAAGGUAUACAUGAGUUGCAAGAUGUAAUUAAGUCACAAACUGAGUUGAGUAAAUUGUGGGAGGAUUUGGAUCUAGGAUCUAAUGAAUUCAAAGAUUUCAUCAAUAAAGUUGGUAAAUGGUAUGAUCAACAUGAUAUGAUAUAUCGUGUAGAAAACGAUAUUUUUGUUGGACUUGGAGACCGUAUCAAUAAAUUAGUUAGUAUGAAUUAUGACAAUUUAGAAUUUGAAGUUAAAGAAUUAGAUGAUAAAUUACAAAAUGCCAAAAAAAUGCUUGAGGAAGCUAAAAUUGGUGCUAAUCACGUAUUUGAUGUUGAAAAUGAUAUUUUAGAUAAUACAAAUCGUCAAAACUUUAAUAAACAUCAUUUUGGUGCUGCUGCCCAGCUUACUGAAUUAUCAAAUCGAUUUCAAAAGGCAUUGACGGAAGCUCAUAAUGCUUCAUUAUUGGCAGCAUUCCGUGCUGAUGCUGAUAGAGUCAUUGGCUCAUGUUUGGAGGGUACCUCAAUAGUUAAAUCAAGACAUGAGGAGUUUAACAGCAGUGAAUACUAUUCAUUAGAAGCUGAUGCAUUAAAAAGUUUGAUUAAUGAUUCUGUGAUUGGAUUUUCAAAUAGUGAAGAAACACUGGAGAAAUUUGAAGCACAAAUUAAUGUUAAUUUGAAAGCUGAGGCUGAUAGAUUGAUUGGAAUGAAUCCCGAAGCAAAUAAAGAUCGUGUAUUGAAUAUAUUCAAUAAAGUUACACAAGCAUUGGGAAACUAUACAAAUAGUAUUUCAGCUGAAAAAAAUGAAAUUGAGACGGCCAGAAAAAUUUAUCCGCAUGCCAAGGCAUCAGAAGAUGUCAAGAAAUGGAUUUCAUCUUGUAAAAUGGCUGUAUUAAAUAGCCAAGCUGGUGCUUUAGAUCAAGAAAGAGAAAUUAAUGAGCUUGAAGAAAAAGCAAUGAAGUUUCAAUCUACUGUUGAAGCUUAUAGAGACAUGAAAGUUGAACCUAAAAUUAAAGAUGCAGUAGAAGCUAGAACAAAUAAAGUAUUAGAUGAUUGGUGUAUGUUAACAGAUUUAUUGGGUAAUUUAAGAUCAAGUUUGAAUGCAUCCAAAGAGGCACAAGAAGUCUCAAGAGCCAUCAAAGACAUCUUGGUAUCAAUCGGCCAAGUGAAAGAACGAGUUUUGAACGUAGAGUCAUUUUUUAUUGGUGAGGGAGUACCAAGAUUGCCAACUAAAGAUGAUGUUGAAAAUAAUCUAAAGGAACUUGAUGAAAUACAAGUUGAAGUUGAUCAUAUACUCGGACUAAGAAUUGAAUCAUUAGAUGAAAUGAUUGGUAAUUUAUUAGAGAAUGAGACCAGCUUUGUUCAACAACGUUCAGGUAUAGCAGAAGCAUUAACAAAUUUAGCAGGGAUAGUGUAUAACAAACGAUCACAGUUACAUGAAGCAGAGAAAUUGGCAAUAUUUGGUUCUAAGGCAGAUGAAAUGAAUGCAUUGAUGAGCUCACUGCUUGAACUUAAUACAAGAUUGACCGAAUUGGAAACAAAAUAUGCUUACUAUCAACCUAAAACAGAUCAGAAAUUAGAAGAUGCAAUACGAGCAUCAGAACCUGUUAAAGAUGAUUGGCGAGUCUUGGAUCGUUUGGGAAUUUUGAAAGAACAAUGGCUAGAGUUGAUUGAAAUGGCAAAUGUUAAACAAGAUGAAUUAAGACGAUUAUUGUCUGGACAAAAGGCUAGGACUACAAGACAUGAGAGAUCCAAUUCUCAAACACUAUCAACAGGUAGAGCAUUUUCACCAAACAGAAACACCAGAUCAUCAUCAGCAAGACCUCCAUCACGUAAAAUAAAAUUAAUAUUAAUUUUUUUUUUGUCAAUUUAA
Entrophospora sp. SA101 is the source of this 2331-nucleotide messenger RNA. NCBI's taxonomy places the organism in Eukaryota, Fungi, Glomeromycota, Glomeromycetes, Entrophosporales, Entrophosporaceae. The record is from the annotation of a GenBank genome assembly.